Gadus morhua (Atlantic cod) is the source of this 2630-nucleotide messenger RNA. Its product is annotated as poly(rC)-binding protein 4. Bases 478 to 1869 code for a protein of 463 amino acids. The transcript is spliced from 15 exons. Lineage: Eukaryota; Metazoa; Chordata; Actinopteri; Gadiformes; Gadidae. The record is from RefSeq and is a predicted model, not a curated record. Gene Ontology annotation, molecular function: RNA binding.
UGGGACAGAAACCCCGCUAGAGGGAUUUUAAAAAGGGGGUAAUUGUUAAGCAGUAGGGGAGCACUUAUACCCAGGGCGCAUGCGAAGCUCUGAUAUUCCCUUGGUUGAUUGUGCUCAGUGUGAACAAGUGUGGUCGCUCGGUCAUCCUGUCACCUCCCGCUCAAUCUCCCCCCCACCCACCCCUACCUUAACGCACAGGCGCCUCGCUCUCUCUAUCUACUGCUGUACUGCCUCAGCGCGACACGCCGGGAGGAGGAUCACUGUGCGUCCGUAUCACUUGACUAUUUGGAUACAAAGCCAAGUGACAUAGAUCUAUGGAAAUACCCAAGUAGGAAUUGCACGAAACAUAGCAACAAAAAAAACAGCGGGCGUCUGGACGGAUCUCGGGCCAAAAGAAAAAAGUGACGACCCGACCUUCAACCAAGCGUGAAAACACCACCCCCUCACCCCCACACCCCUGAAGGACUCGGCGAGCGAAUGAGCCCUGUACAUGCGUCUCCCUGCCAACCGUCCCACACCGAGAUGAACUGUGAGCAGGACUUUGGGGAGGAGGGCCUUGGGGUCACACUGACGCUCAGACUGCUCAUGCAUGGAAAGGAGGUGGGCAGCAUCAUCGGAAAGAAAGGGGAGACUGUGAAAAGAAUACGAGAGGAGAGUACGGCCCGGGUCAACAUCUCAGAGGGCUCGUGUCCCGAGAGGAUCAUCACCAUCACGGGCUCCACCGACAGCGUCUUCAGGGCCUUCACCAUGAUCACUUUCAAACUGGAGGAGGAUCUGACCACACUGGUGGCCAAUGGGACGAUCAGCUCAAAGCCCCCGGUGACCCUUCGGCUCGUCAUCCCCGCCAGCCAAUGUGGCUCCCUCAUUGGGAAGGGGGGGGGCAAGAUUAAGGAGAUCAGAGAGAGCACCGGAGCACAGAUCCAGGUGGCAGGGGAUCUGCUGCCCAACUCUACCGAACGAGGGGUGACGAUAUCUGGGACUCAGGACUCAGUAAUCCAGUGUGUCAAGCUCAUCUGUGCCAUAAUCCUGGAGUCUCCUCCGAAGGGAGCCACCAUCCCCUACCGACCGGGCCCAUCCCCCGCUGCCCUCCUCAUCUCCGGCAAUCAGAUGUUUGACGCAGCAGAGUUCGCCCCCCACCAGUUGUACUCCGUCACCCAGGGGGGCCUCGACCUCCAGCAGGCCUACACUGUGCAGAACCAAUACGGCAUUCCACAUUCAGAGUUGGCGAAGCUGCAUCAGCUGUCGCUGCAGCAGAGCCUCAGCCCUCUCGGCCAGCCUGCUCCCACUGUUAUACCAGGCAUGGAUUCAAACACCCAGGCUGCUCAGGAGCUUCUUAUUCCCAACGACCUGAUCGGAUCAAUCAUCGGGCGCCAGGGCACCAAGAUCAAUGAGAUCCGCCAGGUGUCUGGAGCCCAGAUCAAGAUCGGCAGCCAGCUCGAUGGCACCAGCGACCGCCACGUCACCAUCACGGGCACUCCCAUCAGCAUCAACCUGGCCCAGUACCUCAUCACCUCCUGUUUAGAGACGGCCAAGUCCACGGCGCAGGCGGCGAACAUGGCCGCCUCGGUGGACCUCAACAUGGCCUUCGCCCAGCAGCACCCGUCCCCGGCCGGCUCCCCGGGGCCCACCCUGGCCGCCAUGGGCCCCCUGGGGCCGGCCCACAUGCUGGGCACGCCGUACGGCACCAUGCCUCUGUCGGGCCUGCUGGGGGUCAAGUCCAUGCCCUUCCUGACGCUCUCUAGCCCCGCCCCCACCGCCAUGGCCGUCAGCGCGCCCCCGUCGCACAACCCGCUGGCCGCCUACACCGCCAAGAUCUCCUCCGCCGCCUGCAUGAAGAAGCCCGAGAGACAGAAGUUCUCCCCGUACUGAUCCGGGACGUCCUGCCCCCAGCCACGAUGACGGGUCACUGCGAGGACGGCGGCGGUCCCUAGGACGGAGUGGAGCGUUGGUUGUUCUUCCGCACAUGCCCCCCCCGCCCCUCCCUGAUGUAGCCAUACCCGCGGCCAGAGAUUAUGUUGACUAUAUUGUAUAUGAUUACACACGGCACCCGGAGAAGAGACCAAUACAGAUUACGGACUAUUAUUGUUAAGUAUUAUCGUUAAGUUGUUCACGACUCACCUAUACAUGUUUCUUCUUUUUUUUUGUUGUUGUUUUUUGUGGGUUUUUCCCGAUGGAUUGAUGGACUUGCGUUGACCCACACCUCAUCACUGUUACUGAUCACUGAGGGGACAGGGGGCGGCGACCUCAAGCGUGGAGAAGCACAUGUCGUUGCCGCGUCGCAACGCAGAGCGCCCCUACAUGCGUCUCCCACCUUUGAGAUCCGCCACGAGUAUUUAUCCUUAGGUCAAUUUGUAAAUUAUACUCAGAGAUGACAGCUCUACUGUAUGAUGCUUUUAUACCAUGUCUAUGUUUGGCUUCUUGAGGUUUUUAAGAAAAUUUGUAAAUGUUUCAGGGCUGGGAGGGGAUGUUUUUUUUGUCUUUGUUUUUUUUUAUAAUAAUUUGUGCGAUGGUACUGUACUGUACUUGACAUUUGUUUUAGACGUUUUUGAAUUUUCAUUUGAAAUGUACAAUUUGUUCUUCCUUUAUUUAUUAGUAUCCUUUCAUUUAUUAAAAAUCUUUGUUUCCUGAUG